AUGCCAGGAGCGGCCGGGGUCUUUCUCCUGCUGCUGCUCCGGAGCCUCGGGGGCGGCCAGGCGCAGCGGCCCCAGCAGCCGCCGCCGCCGCCGCAGCGGCAGCCACAGGCGCAUCAGCAAAGAGGUUUAUUCCCUGCUGUCCUGAAUCUUGCAUCAAAUGCUCUCAUCACGACCAAUGCAACAUGUGGAGAAAAAGGACCUGAAAUGUAUUGCAAGUUGGUAGAGCAUGUCCCUGGGCAGCCUGUAAGGAAUCCACAAUGUCGUAUCUGCAAUCAAAAUAGCACCAAUCCAAACCAGAGACACCCGAUUACAAAUGCUAUUGAUGGGAAGAACAGUUGGUGGCAGAGUCCCAGUAUUAAGAAUGGAAUCGAAUACCAUUAUGUGACAAUUACGCUGGAUUUACAACAGGUAUUCCAGAUUGCGUAUGUGAUUGUAAAAGCAGCUAAUUCCCCUCGGCCUGGAAACUGGAUUUUGGAACGCUCGCUUGAUGACAUUGAAUACAAGCCCUGGCAGUAUCAUGCUGUGACGGAUACAGAGUGCCUAACCCUCUACAAUAUUUACCCCCGCACUGGCCCACCCUCGUAUGCCAAAGACGACGAGGUUAUCUGCACUUCAUUUUAUUCCAAGAUACACCCCUUGGAAAAUGGAGAGAUUCACAUCUCUUUGAUCAAUGGGAGACCAAGUGCUGAUGAUCCUUCUCCUGAACUGCUGGAGUUUACCUCUGCUCGCUACAUCCGCCUAAGAUUUCAGAGGAUCCGCACCUUGAAUGCUGACUUGAUGAUGUUAGCACACAAAGACCCAAGAGAAAUUGACCCUAUUGUCACAAGAAGAUAUUACUACUCGGUCAAGGAUAUUUCAGUUGGAGGGAUGUGCAUCUGCUAUGGUCAUGCCAGGGCUUGUCCACUUGAUCCAGCGACAAAUAAAUCCCGCUGUGAGUGUGAGCACAACACGUGUGGUGACAGCUGUGAUCAGUGCUGUCCAGGAUUCCAUCAGAAGCCUUGGAGAGCGGGGACUUUUCUGACGAGAACCGAGUGUGAAGCGUGCAAUUGCCAUGGAAAAGCUGAGGAAUGCUAUUAUGAUGAAGAAGUUGCCAGAAGAAACCUGAGUUUAAAUAUACAUGGAAAGUACAUCGGAGGGGGUGUGUGCAUUAAUUGUACCCAGAACACUGCUGGUAUAAAUUGUGAAACCUGUGUUGACGGCUUCUUCAGACCCAAAGGGGUGUCUCCAAAAUAUCCAAGACCAUGCCAGCCAUGCCACUGUGAUCCAGUUGGUUCCUUAAAUGAAGUCUGUGUCAAGGAUGAGAAACACGCGCGACGAGGUCUGGCACCUGGAUCCUGUCAUUGCAAAACUGGCUUCGGAGGUGUGAGCUGUGAUCGGUGUGCCAGGGGCUACACUGGCUAUCCGGACUGCAAAUCUUGUAACUGCAGUGGCUCAGGGAGUACAAAUGAGGACCCCUGUUUCGGACCCUGUAACUGCAAGGAGAACGUUGAAGGAGGUGACUGCAGUCGUUGCAAAACGGGUUUCUUCAAUUUGCAAGAAGCUAAUCCAAAAGGUUGUGAAGAGUGUUUCUGUUCAGGGGUUUCAGACAGAUGUCAGAGCUCCUACUGGACCUACAGCAAUAUACAAGAUAUGAAUGGCUGGUACCUGACUGAUAUCUCUGGCCGCACACAAGUGGCUCCUCAGCGGGACAGCUUAUAUUCACCAGAGCAGAUCAGCAUCAGUAAUGCACAGGUCCGGCAAGCCCUGCCCAACAGCUACUACUGGAGUGCACCAGCUCCAUACCUGGGAAACAAACUCGCAGCUGCAGGAGGACAGCUGACAUUUACCAUAUCCUAUGACCUCGAGGAAGAAGAAGAAGAUAUAGAACGCAUUCUCCAGCUCAUGAUCAUCUUAGAGGGAAAUGACUUGAGAAUCAGCACAGCUCAAGAGGAAGUCUAUCUGCAGCCAUCUGAAGAGCACGUUCAUACGUUGUUGCUUAAAGAAGAAUCAUUUGGCAGACAUGGCACACAUUUCCCAGUCAGUAGGAGAGAAUUUAUGACAGUGCUGGCAAAUGUAAAGAGAGUCCUCAUACAGAUCACAUACAGCUUUGGGAUGGAUGCCAUCUUCAGAUUGAGCUCUGUUAACCUUGAAUCUGCCGCUCCCUAUCCUACUGAUGCGAAUGUUGCAGCAGCUGUGGAAGUCUGCCAGUGUCCACCAGGGUAUAGUGGCUCCUCGUGUGAAUCUUGUUGGCCUAGGCACAGAAGAGUUAAUGGCACUCUUUUCGGUGGUAUCUGCGAACCAUGUCAGUGCUUUGGCCAUGCAGAAUCCUGCGACGACAUCACAGCAGAAUGCCUGAAUUGCAAGGAUCACACGGGUGGCCCAUACUGUGAUAAAUGUCUUCCUGGUUUCUACGGUGAUCCUACCAAAGGAACCUCUGAGGACUGUCAGCCCUGUGCCUGUCCACUCAACAUCCCCUCCAACAACUUCAGCCCGACGUGCCAUUUAGACCGGAGUCUUGGACUCAUCUGUGACGCGUGCCCAGUCGGCUACACAGGACCACGCUGUGAGAGGUGUGCAGAAGGCUAUUUCGGACAACCUGCUGUACCUGGAGGAUCAUGUCAGCCAUGCCAAUGCAAUGACAACCUUGACUUCUCCAUCCCUGGCAGCUGUGACAGCUUGUCUGGCUCCUGUCUGAUAUGUAAGCCAGGUACAACAGGCCAGUACUGUGAGCGCUGUGCUGAUGGAUAUUUUGGAGACGCAGUUGAUGCAAAGAACUGUCAGCCUUGCCGCUGUAACGUCAAUGGCUCCUUCUCUGACGUCUGCCAUGCUCGAACUGGACAGUGCGAAUGCAGGCCCAACGUGCAGGGGCGGCGUUGUGAUGAAUGCAAGCGUGAAACCUUCGGCCUGCAAUCGGGAAGGGGCUGUGUUCCCUGCAACUGUAAUUCCUUCGGAUCUAAAUCAUUUGACUGUGAAGAGAGUGGACAGUGUUGGUGCCAGCCUGGAGUCACAGGGAAGAAAUGUGACCGCUGUGCCCAUGGAUAUUUCAACUUCCAAGAAGGAGGCUGCAUAGCUUGCGACUGUUCCCACCUGGGUAAUAAUUGUGACCCGAUAACUGGUCAAUGCAUUUGCCCUCCCAAUACCGUUGGAGAGAAAUGUUCUAAAUGUGCACCCAACACCUGGGGCCACAGCAUCAUCACUGGCUGUAAGGCUUGUAACUGCAGCGCAGUGGGGUCCUUGGAUUUCCAAUGCAACAUAAAUACCGGCCAAUGCAACUGUCAUCCAAAAUUCUCCGGUGCAAAGUGCGCAGAGUGCAAUCGAGGUCACUGGAACUACCCUCACUGCAGUCUCUGUGACUGCUUCCUGCCAGGGACAAAUGCUGCCACCUGUGAUCCAGAGACUCAAAAAUGCUCCUGCAGUGAUCAAACCGGGCAGUGCACGUGUAAGGUGAAUGUGGAAGGUGUCCACUGUGACAGGUGCCGGCCUGGCAAAUUCGGACUUGAUGCCAAGAAUCCACUUGGCUGCAGCAGCUGUUACUGCUUUGGCGCUACUACUCAGUGCUCUGAAGCAAAAGGACUGAUCCGGACGUGGGUGAUGCUGACUGCGGAGCAGACCAUUCUGCCCCUAGUGGAUGAAGCCCUGCAGCACACAACGACCAAAGGCAUUGCUUUUCAGCAUCCGGAGAUCGUUGCCCACAUGGAUCUGGUGAGACAAGAUCUCCAUCUGGAACCUUUCUAUUGGAAACUUCCAGAACAAUUUGAAGGGAAGAAGCUGAUGGCCUACGGGGGCAAGCUCAAGUACACGAUCUAUUUUGAGGCUCGCGAAGAGACAGGUUUCUCUACAUAUAAGCCUCAAGUAAUCAUUCGAGGUGGGACUCCUACACAUGCUAGAAUUAUCAUCAGGCAUAUGGCUGCUCCUCUAAUUGGCCAGUUGACAAGGCAUGAAAUUGAAAUGACAGAGAAAGAAUGGAAAUAUUACGGUGAUGAUCCUCGAAUCAGUAGAACUGUGACCCGGGAAGACUUCCUGGACGUCCUCUAUGAUAUUCACUAUAUUCUUAUCAAGGCUACUUAUGGAAACAUCAUGCGACAGAGCAGGAUUUCAGAAAUCUCAAUGGGGAUAGCUGAACCAGGACACAUCACAGCAGCUACUCCCCCAGCUCACUUGAUAGAAAAAUGUGACUGUCCCCCGGGCUAUUCUGGCUUGUCCUGUGAGACAUGCUUGCCAGGAUUUUAUCGACUGCGCUCUCAACCAGGUGGCCGCACCCCUGGUCCAACCCUGGGCACCUGUGUUCCAUGUCAGUGUAACGGACAUAGCAGUCUGUGUGACCCAGAAACCUCCAUAUGCCAGAACUGUCAGCAUCACACUGCUGGUGAUUUCUGUGAGCGCUGUGCUCUCGGAUACUAUGGAAUUGUCAGGGGAUUGCCAAAUGACUGUCAGCAAUGUGCCUGCCCUCUGAUUUCUUCCAGCAACAAUUUCAGCCCUUCUUGUGUCAUGGAAGGCCUUGAUGAUUACCGCUGCACUGCUUGUCCUCGGGGCUAUGAAGGCCAGUACUGUGAAAGGUGUGCCCCUGGCUACACUGGCAGUCCCAGCAGCCCCGGAGGCUCCUGCCAAGAAUGUGAGUGUGACCCCUAUGGCUCACUGCCUGUGCCCUGUGACCCCAUCACAGGACUGUGCACGUGCCGCCCUGGAGCCACGGGCAGGAAGUGUGACGGCUGUGAGCACUGGCAUGCCCGCGAGAGCACGGAGUGUGUUUUUUGUGGAGAUGAAUGCACAGGCCUUCUACUAGGGGACUUGGCUCGCCUGGAGCAAGCAGCCAUGAGCAUCAACCUCACUGGCCCACUGCCUGCCCCAUAUAAAAUGCUGUACAGUCUUGAAAAUACGACUCAGGAGCUAAAGCAUUUGCUCUCACCUCAGCAAGCCCCGGAGAGGCUCAUUGGGUUGGCAGAGGGCAAUCUGAACACACUUGUGAUAGAAAUGAAUGAGCUUCUGACCAGGGCUACCAAAGUGACAGCAGAUGGCGAGCAAACCGGGCAGGAUGCUGAGAGGACCAACACAAGAGCCAAGUCCUUAGAAGAAUUCAUUAAGGAGCUCACCCAGGAUGCAGAAGCUGUAAAUGAAAAAGCUGUAAAGCUGAAUGAAACUUUAGGAACUCAAGACAAGGCCUUUGAGAGAAAUUUGCAAGAGCUUCAGAAAGAGAUUGAUCAGAUGAUGAAAGAACUGAGGAGGAAAAAUCUAGAUACGCAAAAGGAAGUUGCUGAGGACGAGUUGGUAGCUGCAGAAGGUCUCCUGCAGAAAGUGAACAAGCUGUUGGCAGAGUCCAGGGGGAAAAACGAAGAGAUGGAGAAGGACCUCCGGGAAAAACUGGCUGACUACAAAAACAAAGUUGAUGACGCUUGGGCCCUGUUGGCAGAAGCUACAAACAAAAUCAGAGAAGCUGAUCGCUUAUCUGCUGCAAACCAGAAAAACAUGACUGCUUUGGAGAAGAAGAAGGAGGCUGUUGAAAGUGGCAAACGACAAAUUGAGAACACUUUGAAAGAGGGGAAUGACAUCCUCGUUGAAGCCAACCGUCUUGCAGAUGAAAUCAGCUCGGUCAUAGAUUAUGUUGAAGACAUUCAAACAAAAUUACCAUCAAUGUCUGAGGAGCUUAAGGAUAAAAUAGAUGGCCUCUCCCAAGAAGUAAAGGACAGGAAGCUUGCUGAGAAGGUGUCCCAGGCUGAGAGCCACGCGGCACAGUUGAAUGACUCAUCUGCCGUCCUCGAUGGAAUCCUUGAUGAGGCCAAAAACAUCUCCUUCAAUGCCACAGCUGCCUUCAAAGCUUACAGCAAUAUCAAGGACUAUAUUGAUGAAGCUGAGAAAGUUGCCAAAGAAGCCAAAGAUCUUGCACAGGAAGCUAUAGAGCUGGCAACAAGUCCUCCAGGUUCAUUAAGAGAAGAUGCCAAAAGCUCUCUUCAGAAAAGCUUCAGGAUUCUUAACGAGGCCAAGAAGCUGGCACAGGAUGUCAAAGAAAAUGAUGACCAUCUCAAGGACUUGACAACCCGGCUAGAAAAUGCUGAUGCCAGAAAUGGGGAUCUCCUGAGAAGUCUGAAUGACACCUUGGGAAAGUUAUCAGCCAUCCCAAACGACACAGCCGCCAAACUGCAAGCCGUGAAAGACAAAGCGAGAGAAGCCAACGACACGGCGAAAGAUGUACUGGCCCGGAUUAAAGAGCUCCACCAGAACCUCGAUGGUCUGAAGGAGAACUACCAACAGUUAGCAGACAGCGUGGCCCAAACGAACGCCGUGGUGCAAGAUCCUGCCAAGAACAAAAUCAUCGCAGAUGCCGGCGCUACUGUGAGAAGUCUGGAACAAGAAGCUGACCGGCUCAUAGACAAAGUCAAACCUAUCAAGGAACUUGAGGAUAACCUGAAGAAAAACAUCUCUGAAAUAAAGGAACUGAUAAACCAAGCCCGGAAACAAGCCAAUUCCAUCAAAGUAUCCGUGUCCUCGGGAGGUGACUGCAUUCGAACAUACAAGCCGGAAAUCAAGAAAGGAAGCUACAAUAAUAUUAUUAUCAAUGUCAAGACACCUGUUGCUGACAACCUCCUGUUUUAUCUGGGAAGUGCCAAAUUCAUUGACUUUCUGGCUAUAGAAAUGCGCAAAGGCAAAGUGAGCUUCCUUUGGGAUGUUGGAUCUGGAGUUGGGCGUGUGGAGUAUCCAGAUUUGACUAUUGAUGACUCAUAUUGGUACCGUAUUGAAGCAUCAAGGACGGGGAGAAACGGAUCUAUUUCUGUAAGAGCCCUGGAUGGACCCAAAGCCAGCAUUAUGCCCCGAACCUACCAUUCAGUGUCUCCUCCAGGGUACACUAUUCUAGAUGUGGAUGCAAAUGCAAUGCUGUUUGUUGGUGGCUUAACUGGAAAAUUAAAGAAGGCUGACGCUGUGCGCGUGAUUACAUUCACUGGCUGCAUGGGAGAAACUUACUUUGACAGCAAACCUAUAGGGUUGUGGAAUUUCCGAGAAAUAGAAGGUGACUGCAAAGGAUGCACUGUCAGUCCUCAGGUGGAAGAUAGUGAGGGGACUAUUCAGUUCGAUGGAGAAGGUUAUGCGCUGGUCAGCCGCCCAAUUCGCUGGUACCCGAACAUCUCCACUGUCAUGUUCAAGUUCCGGACAUUUUCUUCAAGUGCUCUCCUGAUGUAUCUUGCCACACGAGACCUGAAAGAUUUCAUGAGUGUAGAGCUCACUGAUGGACACAUAAAAGUCAGCUAUGAUCUGGGUUCAGGAAUGGCUUCUGUUGUCAGCGGUCAAAACCAUAAUGAUGGGAAAUGGAAAUCAUUCACCUUGUCAAGAAUUCAAAAACAAGCCAACAUAUCAAUUGUAGAUAUAGACACUAACCAGGAGGAGAACUUAUCAACUUUAUCUACUGGAAACAACUUUGGUCUUGACCUGAAAGCAGAUGACAAAAUAUAUUUUGGUGGUCUGCCAACACUGAGAAAUUUAAGACCAGAAGUGAAUUUGAGGAAAUACUCUGGUUGCCUCAAGGACAUUGAAAUUUCAAGAACUCCAUACAAUAUACUCAGUAGCCCCGAUUAUGUUGGUGUUACAAAAGGAUGUUCACUGGAGAACGUUCACACAGUUAGUUUCUCCAAGCCUGGUUUCGUGGAGCUCUCCCCUGUGCCAAUCAAUGUAGGAACAGAAAUCAACCUGUCGUUCAGCACCAGGAACGAGUCUGGGAUCAUCCUCCUGGGAAGCGGAGGGGCACCUGCCCCACCCAGAAGAAAACGAAGGCAGACUGGACAGGCUUAUUAUGCGAUAUUCCUCAACAAAGGCCGCUUGGAAGUGCAUCUCUCCACUGGGGCACGCACCAUGAGGAAAAUUGUCAUCAAACCAGAGCCGGGUCUCUUUCACGAUGGGAGAGAACAUUCCGUUCACGUGGAGAGAACUAGAGGCCUCUUUACUGUCCAAAUUGACGAAGACAGAAAGUAUAUGCAAAACCUGACGGUAGAACAGGCCAUUGAAGUUAAAAAGCUUUUUGUUGGCGGUGCACCACCUGAAUUUCAGCCUUCCCCACUCAGAAAUAUUCCUCCUUUUGAAGGCUGUGUAUGGAAUCUCGUUAUUAACUCUGUUCCCAUGGACUUUGCACAGCCUGUGUCCUUCAAAAAUGCAGAUAUUGGUCACUGUGCUCUUCAGAAACCUCCUGACCAUGAAGAUGGAGCAGUUCCAACUGAAAGAGUCACCCAGCCUGAGCCAGUUCCCACCUCAGCCUUCCCUACACCUACCCCAAUUUUGGCACAUGGUCCUUGUGCUGCAGAAUCAGCACCGGCUUUUUUGAUGGGGAGUAAGCAGUUUGGGCUUUCGAAAAAUAGUCACAUCGCAAUUGCAUUUGAUGACACCAAAGUCAAAAACCGCCUUACAAUUGAGCUAGAAGUGCGAACUGAAGCUGAAUCAGGCUUGCUAGUUUACAUGGCUCGGAUCAAUCACGCGGAUUUUGCUACAGUUCAGCUGAGAAAUGGAUUCCCCUACUUCAGCUAUGAUUUGGGCAGUGGGGACACCAGCACCAUGAUCCCCAGCAGAAUCAAUGAUGGCCAGUGGCACAAGAUCAAGAUCACGCGAGUUAAGCAAGAAGGAAUUCUUUCUGUAGAUGAUGCAUCUAACAGAACCAUCAGUCCCAAGAAAGCGGAUAUCCUGGAUGUCGUGGGGAUGCUCUAUGUUGGUGGACUACCCAUCAACUACACUACCCGCAGAAUUGGUCCAGUGACCUACAGCAUUGAUGGCUGCAUCAGGAAUCUUCACAUGGCAGAAGCCCCUGCUGACCUGGAGCAGCCAACUUCCAGCUUCCAUGUUGGGACAUGCUUUGCACAUGCUCAGAAGGGAACAUAUUUUGAUGGGACCGGUUACGCCAAAGCAGUUGGUGGAUUCAAAGUGGGAUUGGACCUUCUUGUAGAAUUUGAAUUCCGCACAACUAGAACCACCGGAGUUCUUCUGGGAAUCAGCAGUCAGAAAAUGGAUGGGAUGGGAAUUGAAAUGAUUGACGAAAAGCUUAUGUUUCAUGUGGACAAUGGCGCUGGCCUAUUCACUGCUGUCUAUGAUGCGGGAAUCCCUGGGCAGUUGUGUGACGGACAGUGGCAUAAAGUCACUGCCAACAAGAUCAAGCAUCGCAUUGAGCUCACGGUAGAUGGGAACCGAGUGGAAGCCCAAAGCCCUAACCCUGCAUCUACCUCAGCUGACACAAAUGACCCUGUGUUUGUGGGAGGUUACCCAGAUGGCCUCAACCAGUUUGGCCUGACCACCAACGUUCGGUUCCAAGGAUGCAUCCGGUCCCUGAGGCUCACCAAAGGCACUGGCAAACCACUGGAGGUUAACUUUGCCAAGGCCCUGGAACUGAGGGGCGUUCAGCCUGUGUCAUGCCCAGCCAACUAACCAAAAUAAGUUUCCCCUCCAGAGGGGUCUAUCAAAGCAAGUAUAACAAGUACCAUAACUAUAUUUACCUAUGUAUGUAUUUUAAUAAAACUAAUUUGUGCACGUAGUCUUUCUGUACUAAGAUGGUGCUAAUUCACAAUCCUACACUGAAUUCUAAUUCAAAUCACUUCUCAAGUCUAUGAAUAUUAAAACAAUUAUUGCAUUCU
Molecule: messenger RNA, 9575 nt
Organism: Lepus europaeus (European hare)
Lineage: Eukaryota; Metazoa; Chordata; Mammalia; Lagomorpha; Leporidae
Gene: LAMA2
Product: laminin subunit alpha 2
Exons: 64
Coding region: 1-9369 (3122 amino acids)
Biological process (GO): axon guidance; regulation of cell adhesion; regulation of embryonic development
Cellular component (GO): basement membrane
Molecular function (GO): extracellular matrix structural constituent; signaling receptor binding
Source: RefSeq, a predicted model, not a curated record